This is a messenger RNA of Catharus ustulatus (Swainson's thrush), 4031 nucleotides long. It is a transcript of the gene SCAMP1, whose product is annotated as secretory carrier membrane protein 1. Bases 71 to 1090 code for a protein of 339 amino acids. The transcript is spliced from 9 exons. Gene Ontology annotation, cellular component: trans-Golgi network membrane; recycling endosome membrane. Gene Ontology annotation, biological process: protein transport. The record is from RefSeq and is a predicted model, not a curated record. Lineage: Eukaryota; Metazoa; Chordata; Aves; Passeriformes; Turdidae.
GGCACUGUCGGGGCGCCGCCGCACGGGCAGAGCCGCCGCCCGGGCACCGCAGCACCCGCCUGCCCCCGCCAUGUCGGACUUCGACAGCAACCCCUUUGCCGACCCGGACCUCAACAACCCCUUCAAGGAUCCUUCUGUUACACAAGUGACAAGAAAUGUUCCUCCAGGGCUUGAUGAGUACAAUCCGUUCUCUGAUUCAAGAACACCUCCUCCAGGAAAUGUGAAAAUGCCUAAUGUACCCAGUACCCAGCCAGCAAUAAUGAAACCAACAGAAGAGCCAUCUUCCUACACACAAAUAGCAAAGGAGCAUGCCUUGGCCCAGGCAGAACUGCUAAAGCGUCAAGAAGAACUGGAAAGAAAAGCAGCUGAACUAGAUCGCAGAGAAAGGGAAAUGCAGAGUCUCAAUCAGCAAGGGGGUAGAAAAAAUAACUGGCCACCUCUUCCUGAGAAUUUUCCUGUAGGUCCUUGUUUUUACCAGGAUUUUUCAGUAGACAUUCCUGUAGAAUUCCAGAAGACAGUUAAGAUUAUGUACUAUUUGUGGAUGUUCCAUACAGUGACACUGUUUCUUAAUAUCUUUGGAUGUCUGGCCUGGUUUUACGUUGAUUCUACACGAGGGGUUGAUUUUGGAUUGAGUAUUCUCUGGUUCUUGCUUUUUACCCCUUGUUCUUUUGUCUGCUGGUACAGACCACUUUAUGGAGCUUUCAGGAGUGACAGUUCAUUCAGGUUCUUUGUGUUCUUCUUUGUAUAUAUCUGCCAGUUUGCUGUACAUGUACUUCAAGCUGCAGGAUUUCAAAGAUGGGGAAACUGUGGGUGGAUUUCAUCUCUUACUGGACUUAAUAAGAGUAUUCCUGUUGGCAUUAUGAUGAUAAUCAUAGCUGCGCUUUUCACAGCAUCUGCUGUUAUCUCACUAGUUAUGUUUAAAAAGGUGCACGGGCUGUACCGGACGACUGGUGCGAGCUUUGAGAAAGCACAGCAGGAGUUUGCCACGGGGGUGAUGUCCAACAAAACUGUACAAACGGCUGCAGCCAACGCCGCCUCAACAGCGGCCACCAGUGCAGCUCAGAACGCCUUCAAGGGUAACCGGAUGUAGAGAAGCAAAGUCACUGCAGUUCUGUUCAGCUGUUCUUUAUUUUCCAGUCACUUACUGUAUUCCCUAAUUGCCUAGGUCAAAAUUCACACAGCAUGUUUGUCUCUUCUGCAACUGUGCAUGGGUUAAACCCAAAAUGUUUGGUUUAUUUUAUUAUAAAUUUAUUUAUUUUAAGAAGAAAACCAUUUUUUCCCCUUCUUUAACAUGUUGAAUUCUGUAAUGUAAAGCUUUCCGUAUGUUAUGGAGGAUAAAUAAUUUCAACAAUUGGCCUGAGAAUGAACUACAGUACAUAAUGAUCAAAUCAAUGUAAUGAGAAACUGGAAGUUUUUUUAGCAAUUAAUUCCAGUAUUUUUCUUAGGUUCAGGAAAGCACUUUGGAUUAAUUAUUUUUCUUUGCAAGAACUCAUUUCCCUGUUUCUACCAUAAGAAGUGGGGUAUACUGAGAGGUAUUGUUAGGUUUGACUACUGCUUUUGCAAUUUCAGCAGCUGCUGGGAGUCAAAUACAAUAAGGCAGAGAGUAUAAAUUCUUCCCUUGUUUGGUUUUGUGGUUUUUUGUUUUUUUUUUAGUUAAGUCUUUUGAUAUAAACCUGUAAGUUUGCAUGAAUACUGUUUAGUUACCUGAUCUUGUUUAAGUAGUGUUUUGGUCCAGAAUUUACCUGCACCACUGUAUAACAUUUGUUUGUGUCUAUUUCCAUGGAGUAUUCUCUGCCUGUGAGAAAUUACUAUGGGGCAUAAACAUUUUCUGUAAUAGAAUAGUUCAGUUUAAGGAAGUUAACUGGUGAUUUCAAUCACAGAGCUGAAUGAUUAUAUAUUUGCUAUUUUUAACUUCAGUAUUCACAUAUCCCCUGUCCCUCUUCUAUGUUCAGUGGUAUUUUUGUUUUAUUUGGGAUUUUCUUGGUUAGUUUUUUGUUUGGAUUUCUUUUCAAGUAUAGAUUUAUGUGUAACAAUGGUAUAAAUCUCUGGCCCGGACAACCACUCGGUUUGCUGCCUGUCCAAAAUACUAUAUACAGUAUUUAGUUUUCUAACAGGAAUGUUGUCUAAAACCAGGCUCUUUAAGCAAUGGCAUUUAGCAGAUAUUUGAAUGAAUUUUAAUAUUAACUCAGCCAUCUCUGUGAUGUGAUUUAAGCUAUAGGAAAAAAACUUUUAAACUAUUUUGAUUCAGCAAAGGGAGAAAUGUUUAUUUUUAAUAAAGUUAAAUUUUAACUCAUUGAAUUGGAGGCCUAAGAGGUUGGAUUGGUGCUGGGAAACUAACAAUCCAUAAUGGUACAUACCAUCACAAUAUUAUAGAAUAUAAUAUCGUCAGGACUUAGUAUGAGUUUCCCUCCUUUGAAGAUCUUGGAUUGCCUCAUGAGACUUAGGCAGUUUUUCAGACUCUUCCAGAAAAUAGAAAGAUGUUGUCCCACAACCUGUGUUAAGUAUACACCAUGGCUGAAAUUAAUUCAGUUUUUAAGUUAAAUCAUCUUUAAUAACACAGCAUAAAGUUCUGAAGCCCUUCCAUGUUCUUAAAGUGGACUGAAUUGCAUAGAGUCUGUUUCACUACACUGUAUUAAUAAUAACAGAAGCUUAUUUUAAAAAAUACUUCCCUAGCUUCGUCCUUGAAUCCAUAAUAUACUGUUAGCAUGAAUUCUCCUAUUAGUCUCCUUUUGUUUACAAAUUUUUUUAAACCAGCCUUGAAUCUGAAUAAACGUCAUAGUUUCCCCUAUGCUGAAGUUCCCAUUAAUGAAUAUACUUGCUUAAAUAUUCUAUCUAACAAGGCUGUUAAAAUGUCAUAACAGUGGACAUGAUAACAUUGGACUUAAAUUUGCGUGGCAUGUUUUUAAAGCUUUCCAGAUGAAAGUCACUGUCCUCAGCUGAGAUUGGGGACCAUCAUUCUAGAAGCUGUAUAUCAAGAUUCUUCUUUUCAUAUUUUAAAUUUAACUUGAGGGUUGUAUCUAGGAACUCUGCUAUGGAUUACUUUUAAAUCUAAAUUUAGGGAUUUCUUUUGGUAUCUCUUGGAUGGGAAUCUUAGGGACUUCAUCCUUACAACUGUAGUUGAACAUUGCAGUGUAAUGUUCUGUGUAUAAGAAUUGUUGAUUUGUAAUAUCAUGGGUUGAAUGUACAGCUUUAAGCCUUCUGAGUGAAAUUCAGGGUUGCGUCUCGUGAAUUCUUGAAACGAGAAAUCUGUGACACUUUGCAGCCCAAAAGGGAGGGAAGAGUUUGUUCAGCUUUGACAACAGAAGGCUGAGAUUUGUUAAAAUAUUUUGUACCUAACAAAAAUUAGAUUUUACAAUCUCUUAUUAAUCAGAGUAUGACACCCACUUGAGUUGUCUUUUUGUAGUAUUGUGACAAACAGAGUACAAGGUAUGAGGUUUAAACACUGGAAUGUCAGUAGUCAUUGAUCUGUAAUUUAGGAGUUGUUUUUAUUUAUCUGAGGAUGUUUGUAUAUUUUGUAAAUUACUAACAAUGUUCUGCCAUCCUGGUGAAUGUCAUGGUUCUGUACAAAUACACUUCUUCUGUCCCUCUGUUGCAUGUCUGGGUAGUUCAGAAGUUUUGUAUAUUUAUUGUAUUAACACAGUGUCAUAGAAUAAAAAAAACCUUUUUUCCUAGGUGUUCGCUCUGUAUAGUUUUGACCAAUAAUGGGGAUUUUUCUUCUAACAGUCAGGGUGAUGUGCAGGGAGGAUGAUCUAUGUGAAAGUCUGACUUGCUUUUUAUAAUUCUGUAUAUAGAUGCUGUAUUUCUGCUGAAAUGGUGAAGCAAAAUGUCUACUAUCAAUAAAUCCGGUUAAAGAUAAUUAGUCUACUCAACUGUUAUGAAGAAAGUUCUUAAAAUACCUGCAGCUUACCUUCUUGUGCUGUAAACUCACGAAGGUUAAAAUUAAACAUGCUCUGUCAUGACUGAAUGGAAUUCUAGAGGUAUGAAGUGAUUCUUAAAACAUUAUUGAAAGUAAAAUGAAGUUGCUGAAAAAA